CACACAUGAUGAUUUUCAUCUAAUGUCUUGUCAUUCCCAUGACACCUCUGGCCUAAUGACUGUCAUUCUGGAGAGUCAGCACUGGACACCUGACCCGAUCUUUCUGUGCUGUGAAGAGGGGUCAUCACCACCAUCCUGUAUCCAGCUCUGUGCACUCCUAUCUGGGGGUAUGAUCAGUGCACAGACAGCCUCUUCUCUCCAGGGUUCUGUGGAUCCGUGAUUCACCCUCAACCUGAAAACACACCCGUCCGUUCAUGUUCGAUUUGGACUCUUGUCACCGUUUAUCUUUUUAAAAGCGAUAACUCAUCAGUGUGUCAAAGUGUUACGGGAGUGGAUGAACUCGUUAUCUCUCUGCAGCCUCCGUUGAACUGUGAUCAAAGUACGUCCGUGUAGGGUACUAGUUUCUCUCCGAACAGUCGCUCUUGUUCUCUGUAAUCGCCUUAUUUUGUGGGGGCGAAAACUACAGAAACGGUUUCAGGGAUGAAGCUGGUGAAAACUCAAAGGACAGAGUUCCUGGAGAAUAUCAGUGUUCUGCAGUGGAUAUGGAGCUUCCUCCUGUUAGGUCCGGUUUGUAUUGGAUUGAUGGUGUACCUUCUGUCGACUUCUCUGUGGCCGCUGCCUGUUCUCUACCUCAUCUGGCAGUUGACGGACUGGCACACACCUGAAAGAGGAGGCAGGAGAAGUUCUUUUGUGAGAAACUGGAAAGUGUGGAAUCGCGUUAGGGACUACUUCCCCAUGAAGUUAGUGAAGACGGCGGAGUUGAACCCGAACGAGAACUACAUCUUAGGGUGUCAUCCUCAUGGGGUGUUGAGCAUCGGAGCCUUUGCCUCGUUUAGCACCGAGGCCUGUGGAUUUAUGGACCUCUUUCCUGGGGUGCGCUCCUGCCUCUGCAUCCUGGGGGGCCUCUUCAAGAUCCCCCUCUACAGGGAAUAUGUCAUGGCCACAGGUUGUUGUCCCGUCAGCAAGCCCAGUCUAAAGCACCUUCUGUCUCAUAGUGGACAAGGCAAUGCGCUGGUGAUAGUGAUAGGGGGCGCUGCUGAGUCGCUGUUGAGCCUGCCUGGGGUCAACACUGUGGUUAUGAAGCAGAGGAAAGGCUUCGUCCGGGUGGCCCUGGAGUUUGGGGCUAACCUGGUGCCCGUCUACUCGUAUGGGGAGAACAAUAUUUUCCGCCAGGUGAUCUUCUCAGAGGGCAGUGUGGGCUGGAGGUUCCAGCAACUCUUUAAGAAAAUCAUGAGCUUUUCCCCAUGUCUGUUUGUAGGUGAACGCUGGUUCUGGAUGCCUUACCGCUGCCCGGUCACCACUGUAGUGGGUAGUCCUAUCCCAGUGCCAAAGAGGCCUUCUCCCACUCAGGAGGAGGUGGACCACUAUCAUGGCCUCUAUAUGGAAUCCCUGGUCAAGCUCUUCAAUGAACACAAGGCCAGCUGUGGACUCUCAGACAGCCACGAGCUGCAGAUCGUAUAGACCAGUCAUUUGUCCUCGUGGGAGCAGUCUAAUGUGAAUGACACCGUAGCCUAUUGAUCUCCACACUGAGACUACUUGAAUAAACACAUUCCCGCUAGAGGAUCUGAUCCAGGGAUGUCAACAAUCAUUGAUCCUUGGAUUUACCCAAGCUGCCUGGCUACUAGCGUUUUUACUGAAAACUAGAAUCUCACGUCAUUUGGUCAGAUGCUGUUUACGUAGUCUGUCCACGACAUACUACUUUAAGAAUGACUACAACGGAAUAGUGCAUGUGCUUAAUAUGUAGCAAUAAUUUAACCAUCAUUUAACCAUCAUUAAACAGGUUCAAAUUCAGCUCAUUCUCCAUUUCAUAAAAAAACAGUGAUUGAUUGUGUGACUUAGGGUUUACUUAGAAACACUGGGCCGACAUGUUGAGUACGAUCAAUUUUCUUAAUUAAGAGUGUGAACACAGUCUGCCUCCCAGACCCAAAGAUCAGCUAACUGAAACACACACACACACACACACACACUUCAAUAUUAUAAAGAGGUGUUUGAGCUGCCAGUCCAAAAGGAAGGACACUCUCAACAUGAUGAUUUUCAUCUAAUGUCAUGUCAUUCCCAUGACACCUCUGGCCUAAUGACUGUCAUUCUGGAGAGUCAGCACUGGACACCUGACCCAAUCUUUCUGUGCUGUGAAGAGGGGUCAUCACCACCAUCCUGUAUCCAGCUCUGUGCACUCCUAUCUGGGGGUAUGAUCAGUGCACAGACAGCCUCUUCUCUCCAGGGUUCUGUGGAUCCGUGAUUCACCCUCAACCUGAAACACACCCGUCCGCUCAUGUUCGAUUUGGACUCUUGUCACCGUUUAUCUUUUAAAAGCGAUAACUCAUCAGUGUGUCAAAGUGUUACGGGAGUGGAUGAAAUCGUUAUCUCUCUGCAGCCUCCGUUGAACUGUGAUCAAAGUACGACAAUGCAGGGUAAAAUUGCACACGCAAUUAUUGAAAUGUAAAACAAAAUCCUUGUCACCUGAUCCAUCAUUACAAGGUGUUUUAAAUCAUUGUUUGGUCUCACCAUCGUUAAUUUACUGUUAAACAGCUGUAGUUUUUGUCUUUGGCUGUUCUAGAUUUCCUCUGAGGGUUUUGUUGCAAGUCUUGUUCUCCUCCAAUAAUUUCCAGUUAUUUAAAUGUCCUCCGUGUGUAUGACUUAGAUACCGUAGCCAACCAGUUUAAACCAGUUCCAUUCAUAGUAACAAUUUGUGGCCUACAGAUUACUCUAACCAUUUACACAACACAGUAACACAAUGCUGUAAAAUUCAUAAAACACUCCCAGCACCUCA
Oncorhynchus mykiss (rainbow trout) is the source of this 2770-nucleotide messenger RNA. The record is from RefSeq and is a predicted model, not a curated record. NCBI's taxonomy places the organism in Eukaryota, Metazoa, Chordata, Actinopteri, Salmoniformes, Salmonidae.